AACAAAAUCAGACAAGCUCAGAGGAGGGAAGGAGAGUUAGCCCAGAGCACAGGGCUGCUGCAGCGACUGACACUAGUACUCGUGGUCAGGAUCGGGUCUGUGUGCAGCUGCAGCAGCUGAACACAAAGUGGACAUCACUUGACACCAUGAUGACGACUAAGAGACUAGACAAUUUUGAGGUGGCUUGUGAGUGGGCUUCAUGCACCUUCAAGGGCCGCACCAUGGAGGAGCUGAGUGACCAUAUGUCACUGCAUUUAAAGGACUACCUGGGAGACAAAGAUGCCCUGGAGGAGCUGGAUGAGUAUGCUUGUCUCUGGAACGGAUGUGAGUUUCUAUCUAUGGGUAGUCCUGCGGAACUGGAGGUCCACGCUUACUUCCACAACUACCACGGUAAGCUCAAGUUUGUCGGGUCACAGCUGCUCAAGUCCCGUCCUGACCUGCCCAGCUGCAACCAAGGCUUACACAGCAACAACCUGGUUCCUGAAGGAUCAGAUGGAUAUGUUUGCCAGUGGGAGCACUGUGAUAGUACAUUUAACAAUCCUGAAUGGUUCUACCGACAUGUGGACAAUCAUGUUGAAAGUGCUGAGCCACAGUCAUUUUCACAACAGCAGCAGGCUCUCUUCUGCCAUUGGACAGGCUGUGACGCUUUCUUCAAGAUCAGGUAUCGUUUGAGAGAACACAUGCGGAGCCACACUCAGGAGAGACUUGUAGCCUGUCCUACAUGUGGCAGCAUGUUCUCCAGCAACACAAAGUUGUUUGACCACCUCCACAGGCAGGCCGAGCCAGUGGAGUCGCUGGUGUGUGAACAUUGUGGCAAAGCUUUUUCCAGUGAGAGACUUUUGAGGGAUCACGUUCGUCAGCAUGUGAAUCAGGUGAAGUGUCCCUUCUGUGACAUGACCUGCACCACUUUGGCAGCACUGAAGAUCCACAUCCGGUUCCGCCACUGUGAUGAGCGGCCAUUCCCAUGUGACUUCUGUGACAAAAGAUUUAAGAACCAACGCGAUCUACAAAAGCACACAGAGGUCCACAAUGAGGGCACAGUGUAUCACUGUACUGUGGAGGGUUGUGAUUACUCUUGUCACACAUUCCAAACUAUGAGCCACCACUUCAAGAGAGUACACGAGGUCGGGGGGAUGUCCAAAUAUAAAUGCCAUAUUUGUGAUAAGGUCUUCUCCUGGUGUUACACUCUCACACUUCAUCUUCGCAAAAAGCAUGAGCUGAAAUGGCCCUCUGGACAUUCACGCUUUAGAUACAGAAAGGAUGUAGAUGGCUUCCUAAAAGUAAACAUGGUACGAUUUGAGACUGUUGAGGUGACCAAGGAGAUCAUGAAGAACAUGGCCAAAAAGCCACAGAGCCUUCGGAAAAGUCCUCGGACCAGCAGCCGGAACAAGAGGGCUGCAGUCACGCCAGAGAGCGGCCGAAGCUCUCCUGCAGGAUCCUCCUCGCCCUCCUCCAGCUCCUCCUCCUCAUACUCCUCAGAGUUCUCUGGAGGUGAGGACGUUUCGUCGCAGCCCAGCCCCAGAGGCAGUGACUCUCCGGUCUACUGUGUGAUGAGCACCAUCCCUCACAUUGAGGACGAGCCUGGAGGAUUAUCUCAGGAGGACUGCGAUGGUAGUGGGACAUCUGGAGCCGUUCAGGCUCUGACAGAGGUUGCGAGGGGCCUUGGCAUGGACGUGGUUUGAUUGACAUUUGCACUGGGUGAAAUCACAGAUGUCCAGUGUAGGCUCUCGUGUAGCUGUUAUGCAAUGACAUUUUUUUGUCUUUUUUAGUAUAUUUGGCUGUGGAGCUCUCAGUGGAGAUAAUACUGGAACUAUUUUUUUCUAGCCAAAGCCUUGUCAUGCUCUCCAGUGUUUGUAGUGAUGAUACAUUGAGAUGGUUCUCUCUACACUGGUUCUAGGGGACCACACAUUCACCAUAGCAGCUCUUACUAACUCUAAUGCCUCAGCUUAGCUUUGUGACGUCUUGUGUUUAUGAGAUCGCCUGUUAAACAUGCAGUAGAUGACUCUUUCUGACAAAUUUUACAUGAAUGAGGCAACAGCACUACAAAGCAAGUUCAAAGAAAUGAUGUUCUUUACACACCAUGUUCCAUUUUCUGUGAUAAUUCCAUGAUAUUCUCCAACAGAGGAUUUAAGAGGACAUUAUUUUUUAUUGUAGCCUUGGAAUGUUGC
Molecule: messenger RNA, 2168 nt
Organism: Seriola dumerili (greater amberjack)
Lineage: Eukaryota; Metazoa; Chordata; Actinopteri; Carangiformes; Carangidae
Product: histone H4 transcription factor-like
Exons: 10
Coding region: 147-1682 (511 amino acids)
Biological process (GO): regulation of transcription by RNA polymerase II; anatomical structure development
Molecular function (GO): DNA-binding transcription factor activity, RNA polymerase II-specific; RNA polymerase II cis-regulatory region sequence-specific DNA binding
Source: RefSeq, a predicted model, not a curated record